AUGGUUCUCACUGCUGCUAGAGCUUUUAACCCGGAACACCUUACGCGGUCGGAGACUCAGCUGCCAUCUUAUGUAGAGACUGCUGACCCCCGUCGGCCAAGGCAAACCUAUGCAGAUGUUCCACCAGAGGGAAGUCCUGGCCACCCUGCAAAUGGUAAUAACGCUCCAACUGAGCCCAGGGGCUCUGGAAUUGCUCAACCAGUGUCUGCUGAGACUGGAAGUACAAGUUUCCGGACUGCAGCAGCGGAAGCUGGCAGUUCAAGAAAUUUUUGGCCUACACCGAGCGCCGGAAGUUCGAUGAGUCUCCCAAAUAUACCUGGUACAGCUGGAAGAGUUGAAAGCUCGGUGGACAUUACUUAUCCUCUCCGAUCUGCCUCGGCCGAUGCUCGUGGCCCAAGGGACGUUCAACUUGCAUCUACAGAAGCUGGAGGUUCUAGAGGAUUCGGGAACACACCCACAACAGCUGGAAACUUGAGAGUUGUUAACUCUCUCCAGACUACUCCGGUCGAAGCUGGGAGCUCAAGGGACACUCAAUCUAGCCCGGCAGAAGCCGGAGAUUCGAGCAGAUUCCAAAGUAAUUCCGCUACAGCUGGAAGCUCGAGAGACGUCAAUACUCUCCAGACUACCCCAGCCGAAGCCGGAAGCUCAAGGGACAUUCAACCUGCGCCUAACGAAACUGGAAAUCCAGAAAAUACCGACCAGUCUGCCCAACAGAGGAGACCAGAGGAGGGAUCAAAUCCUCAAACCGAGCCUGAUCCACAGCACCCAUCUAGGGGUGUCCCAACUGGAUGGUUGGACUCUCUCUUUGUUGUGCAUCUUCCUCUCGUGCAUACAUGCUUUGGCAACCAGCGGAGAAUGCAUCGCGUUAGGCGGACUAUUUACCCCUCGUAUGUCUCGGUUGGAAUGGUGAGACAGCUACCUAGACUCCAGACACAGAGGCAUGACAGAUUUGAAUGGCUGUUUACGGUUUCAGCAAGGCCACAAAGUAGAUUUCUAUUCCCACGCUGGUUGAAGAACCUGUACAUCGGUAUGCCACAUCUCAUCAAGGAUGAGCCCGGGGAGUUUAUGAGGAUGCUCACCUGGCGUCGCUUCAACCCGGGAAUCCCACGGAAAAGAUCUUUGAUCAGAUGGUAG
Molecule: messenger RNA, 1134 nt
Organism: Trichophyton verrucosum HKI 0517
Lineage: Eukaryota; Fungi; Ascomycota; Eurotiomycetes; Onygenales; Arthrodermataceae
Exons: 1
Coding region: 1-1134 (377 amino acids)
Source: RefSeq, a predicted model, not a curated record